Messenger RNA from Macrobrachium nipponense, 486 nucleotides. Its product is annotated as hydroxyacyl-thioester dehydratase type 2, mitochondrial-like. Lineage: Eukaryota; Metazoa; Arthropoda; Malacostraca; Decapoda; Palaemonidae. The record is from RefSeq and is a predicted model, not a curated record. The transcript has a single exon. Bases 1 to 486 code for a protein of 161 amino acids. Gene Ontology annotation, molecular function: (3R)-hydroxyacyl-[acyl-carrier-protein] dehydratase activity. Gene Ontology annotation, cellular component: mitochondrion. Gene Ontology annotation, biological process: fatty acid biosynthetic process.
AUGUCUUUGUUCUACAAACUUCGCAAAUUACACUUGCUUCAUCCAUUGCUUCACAGUUUUGGAAAGAGACAAAUUCAGACCUUGUCUUGGAAGGUUGGUGACACAGCAACUGUCACGAAAAAGGUCACCUUUGAGGAAGUCCAGCGGUUUGCUGAACUUUCUGGAGACAGAAAUCCUGUACACGUAGAUAAAGAAUUCAUUACUAGGGAUUCUAAAUUUGAAAAUUGCAUAGUUCACGGAGCUUACCUGAACAGCUUGGUAUCUGCAGUUAUUGGGACUCAGCUUCCUGGGCCAGGAACUUUGGUAGUGAAGCAGGAACUUAAUUUUCCAUCCCCUUGUUAUAUUGAUGAGGAGGUGAAUAUAACUGUGAAAUUAGCUGCUGUUAGGAAAAUCCUUACGGUAGAUUUUACUUGUGUCACAAGUUCUGGGAAAGUAGUUCUUUGGGGAAAUUGUCGUCUUGCACGUCAUUCCAGUAAAAAAGUUUAG